Molecule: messenger RNA, 938 nt
Organism: Talpa occidentalis (Iberian mole)
Lineage: Eukaryota; Metazoa; Chordata; Mammalia; Eulipotyphla; Talpidae
Gene: ISOC2
Product: isochorismatase domain containing 2
Exons: 6
Coding region: 138-755 (205 amino acids)
Cellular component (GO): cytoplasm
Source: RefSeq, a predicted model, not a curated record
CGACCCGGAGAAAAGGUGACCGGGCCUGGGCCCCCCGCGGAGGACACGCGGCCCGAGCCCCGGCGCCGUGAGCUGAGUGACCGGACGCCUCACUGGCCUAGAGUCGCUCCCGGCUCCGACUCGGCGCCUUCCGGGAUAUGGCGGCCCUGAGGCCUGGCCUGGGCCGACUCCACCCCGGAUCCUCGAUCCUGUUCCUGUGCGACAUGCAGGAGAAGUUCCGCAACAACAUCUGCUACUUCCCCCAGAUCGUGUCGGUGGCAGCGCGCAUGCUCAAGGUGGCCCGGCUCCUGGGGGUGCCUGCCGUGCUGACGGAGCAAUACCCACAAGGCCUGGGCCACACGGUGCCCGAGCUGGGGGCCCAGGACCUGAGGCCGGUGCCCAAGACCUGCUUCAGUAUGGUGCCCCCGCUGCAGCAGGAGCUGGAGGCACACCCCCAGCUGCGCUCCGUGCUCCUCUGCGGCAUCGAGACCCAGGCCUGCAUCCUGAACACCACCCUGGACCUCCUGGAACGGGGACUGCAGGUCCACGUGGUGGUGGACGCCUGCUCCUCCCGCAGCCAGGUGGACAGGCUGGUGGCUCUGUCCAGGAUGCGCCAGAGUGGCGCCCUCCUCUCCACCAGUGAGGGGCUCAUCCUGCAGCUGGUGGGGGACGCUGCCCACCCCCAGUUCAAGGAGAUCCAGAAGAUCAUCAAGGAGCCCGCCCCGGACAGCGGGCUGCUGGGCCUCUUCCAAGGCCAGAACCCCCUCCUCGGCUGAGCUCCUGACCUGCCUGCAAGGAAGAGCGGCCGGUCCUGGCCCCGGGACCCCAGGACGGGACUCCCCCAUCCCGCGGUCCCCGGAGUGGUGCAGUCCAGCGGGAGGGCCGCCCCUCGGGAGGGGGCGGGGCUCCGGCUGCUUAUUGGGCGGCAGCUCCCGGAAAUGCAAAUGAGCCCCGGCGGC